Molecule: messenger RNA, 1503 nt
Organism: Lolium rigidum
Lineage: Eukaryota; Viridiplantae; Streptophyta; Magnoliopsida; Poales; Poaceae
Product: 5'-3' exoribonuclease
Exons: 5
Coding region: 26-1306 (426 amino acids)
Molecular function (GO): 5'-3' DNA exonuclease activity; 5'-3' RNA exonuclease activity
Source: RefSeq, a predicted model, not a curated record
UGAUUUCUCUCAAACCCCGCCCGCCAUGGGAAGCAAGAAGAGGGCGAAGCCGAGCAGGGGCAAGAAGAAGGCAAGGACCUGCACCGACCAGGCCCUGGCCCUCGAUUACGUCCGCGCCUGGGCGCACCCUGCGCCGCCCCCUCCGGAGCCCUCGACGGCCGAUGCCGGGGACGGCUUCCUGCCGCCCCAGGCCGCGCGCAUGGCCUGUGGCAGCGGGGGCAACGUGCUGUUUGAGCUUCACUGCCACUCCAACCACAGCGACGGGUUCAUGUCCCCCUCGGCGCUCGUCGAGCGCGCCCAUCGCAACGGGGUGAAGGUUCUCGCCCUGACAGAUCAUGAUACAAUGGCUGGUAUACCAGAAGCUAUGUCAGCAGCUCAUAAGUUUGGCAUGAGGAUAAUUCCUGGUGUAGAAAUCAGUGCGCUACAUUCUCCACGGGGAAUUCCUGGUGUUGGUGAUCCUGUUCAUAUUCUUGCAUACUAUGGUAUGUGUGGCCCAUCAAGGUUCGAUGAGCUGGACAGCAUGCUCUUGAACAUUAGAGAUGGGCGAUACCUACGAGCAAAGAAUAUGCUGUCAAAGCUAAAUACGAUGAAAGUGCCAAUAAAGUGGGAGCAUGUAACGAAAAUUGCUGGUGAGGGAGUGGCACCUGGUCGACUCCAUAUUGCAAGGGCUUUGGUUGAAGCAGGCUAUGUAGAUAAUGUCAGGGAAGCAUUUAACAAGUAUCUUGGUAAUGAUGGCCCUGCAUAUGCCACAGGCAGUGAGCCAUUUAUUGAGACUGUGGUGCAGAUGAUUAGUCGUACUGGGGGUAUAUCAGCAUUAGCCCACCCAUGGUCAUUGAAACAUCCAAUUGCAGUCAUUAGGUCCUUGAAAAGUGCUGGUCUUGAUGCUAUGGAGGUUUACAGAAGUGAUGGAAAGUUUGAUGCAUUUAGUGAAUUAGCUGAGCAGUAUGGACUUCUGAAGCUUGGAGGUUCAGAUUUUCAUGGAAAAGGCACGAAAGAUGAGUCUGAUGUUGGAGCAGUUAAGCUUGCUAUUACAACUUUGUCCUCCUUCUUGAAGAUGGCUCGGCCUAUCUGGUGUAGUGCAAUGAAAGACAUCUUACUGAAGUUUGUUGAGGAACCAUCUACUGCCAAUCUAGGGAAGAUAAUUAAGUUUGGACAACUUGCCAAUUUUGAUGGCUUUGUACCAAUUGAUAGUGGUAUGGAUGUUGUUAAUCUCUGCUUAUCUUCAUGGUUAAGUCAUGAUGAGAUGGAAGCUGUCGACCUUGAGGAGGUAAGAUCAAAGCUUGCCUGCUAUGUAGCGAAAGCAUAACAUCGACCAUAUGACCAUCUCCAACAAUGUAUCUUUCCCUGUCCAGAAUGUGUUGCACAACACAGUACCCAUGUUUUGCUCUGUUAUUUUUACAGCUCAUCGGAGCUAAUUUUUAUUUGUUUGUUAGCUCAUGAUGUUGCUGAAAGUAGAGAAGAUAUUGAAUGGAUCAUUGACAUUUUAACAAAGAAUUCCUUUUA